UCUGCCUUCCCUCCUUCCUAAGUUAAUUGUAGCGAAGGGUUCAGAUGUCGGUCAUUUUCGCUUUUCAAAGUCAUAUAUGGUAACUACUAGACAUGAGCAUCGGCACUGGUCGUCUACUACCUUGAUAAAGCGCAUGGCUAUGUUUCUGUUGGCCUAAACGAUUCUUUCUGAUCCCGCCACACCUUAUCAUUACUUGUGCAAUAUCUUCGGAGCUGCGGCUAUAUUGACUGCGGUACGUUUCGACGCGGAGAAUCUGAAAGAAGCAACUGGACACAAUCACUCUCAACCGCUACCGAAUCACCAGACACCGGAGUGUUUCACCUCACCCCAUGGAUCGGAGGCCUACGCAAAGUGGUCAUAGCCAUGAUGUUAGUCAUUCGAGGAGUCGCUUCGCUGGGAGGUCGGUUGAGGAAAUAGUCGACAUCCUCACGAAACUGGACCGUGCAAACUCACAGCCCGAUGACAGAGCUCUCGUUCGUGGCACGGAGCCAGAAGGCGCUUCAAGCCCUGGCAGGUAUCGAUAUCGAUAUUCAGGACCCUCUACAGGUAACCUGCAAGAGACUCCUGACAUCGGGAUGGGCUUCAACACGAAGGAUGAUCCGCCUAGGUUGACACACAGAAAUGAAGGGACUGGAAAGUCUAUCCCUCGUUAUCCUGCCCAUCGUUCUCGGCCCGGCUCCCCGUCACGUAGUUGGCCUAAACAUGCAUCAAGGCAAUUACAACAACAGAACAACCAACAACCUACAACAAUCCAGCCCUCAAAUGACCAGUUGAAAAACAAAGUGGUCGAUGCCAUCCACGAUCCUUCCCUCUCAACCAAGGAUAUCACAGUACGAAUUGGUCUUCCCAUCGAACAAGACAUAAGUCUUGAUUUGGAGAGUUUCUGUCGGCUGAGGCGUUUAGGACGCUUUAGCGAAGCCAGGAAAGUUUACGAGUCCAAGCUCGUCCAGCACAGCACUGCUCCAUACAUUCUUGUGCAAUAUGCUGAGAUGCUCGUUGUUUCCGGUAACUACAGAGGAUUCCAUGAACUCAUCUACCCUGAAGAAUCAGCAAGCGCGGCAGAUCACAACCUGGCAAUCAAUUUUGCACUGUUGGAACUGGCCGCACACUCAGAAACGCUCGGAUAUACCGCCCACGCAAUGAAAACCGUCCUGUCAGUUAUAAAUUCCAUGAAGGGAACACAGUUGGUGGGAUCAACAGAGAUCCAAAUGUUCUCGCUUUGCCUUCAAAUAAUGUGUUAUUUGAAACCAGCUGUCCACGAGGACGUUGUAAGCGAAGCUCUCAUUAACGCAAAAACGGUCUUUGAAUGGAAAUCGCUUUAUUCGCGUCUCCUGGGUGAAGCUCGUAUCUGGGACUUCAGGGAUCUUCUCGUCGGCGCAGCCUCCCUAUUUGGAUGGGACGAGACCAGUAUCAUGUUUUUUGGAUCCACACCGUUGGAUCAGGUACUAAACAUGAUCCAUCAAGACUGGCUCCAAACAGGAGAUGACGAGGCGACCGUACUAGGCCUUCUGGACAUAUUUACGUCUCUCAUACUACAUGGUCGCCCUUUAGAUCCCACUCGUCAGCCGUUGCUGUCAUCUUUUGCCGGACAUGCCCGAGUUCUCGCCGAAGUGGCUCAGCAGAACAAUCCGGAUAACAUGAACACCCGACCGUUCAUUCAGUUCAUAUUGGCUAAGACGGUGAUCGAGAUGGUACCAGUACCGAAGCGCCCCGAUGGAGUUACUCUACGAAACUUCAUGGGACUUCUUCUUGACCAAGGAGAUGAAAUACAACUACCAGUUUUCGUCCCUCUCUGGCAUUCUUCCAAGCCAGGGUGGGGGAUGGUUUCAGCUCGUGCGAACCCGGCGCAACGAACUGCUGUUGAGGUGGCCUUAGGAGCAGCAAUGCAAGGAGACGACUUCCAUCUGCAAGCCCUGGCUUUGAAGAUCCUUUGUCUGCAGUCGCAAGACCCGUCCAAUCUAUUGGACGCCCUUCUUACUUUGCAGCUGAAAACCCAAGGCGACCAUGAUGGGUUUCUGCGCACAUGGUUGGCAAAAUAUCUCAUAGCUGAUCAUAGUACCGACCAUGAAGCCUUGCUGGAAACCCUCGCACAGUCCACGAGAUUCGUGGACAGCUCAAAGAGGUACUACAUGGCCAAUCCCUCGUUAGUCUGGGCCAAAGAAGUCAUUAAAGAUCAUCUUUUGGCGAGAGUCAGCGGCCAAGAACUACAUGCUCCAAAUUGGGGAAAUUGGUUCAAUAAACAUGGCCGAAACCUCCCUCAAUAUAUAGUGGACUUCAUCUAUUUUCACUACCACCUUGAGCUUCCUUUGCCAACGCGGGUUUCAUUCGAAGUGUCUGAGGGAAAAAAACGCAAUUCAUGGGAAGGCAAGCAGCCAGAACCUGAUGUGGAUGGCGAUGACGAUUGGGGCUACGACAGUGAAGGAAGUCAUGAUGGUACUGGCUCUAUGGACGAAGAACCUCACGACAAUACACCUGUUAGACGUUCUGUUUAUGCCGAUCGCGUUCGCGCAGCACCGAGAGCCCGGAUUAAUGAACCCUUUCACGAUCACCGCAGGUAUGACCAUAUUCAACGACUUCGAAGUCCCGACAAAAACCGAUCACCCGCUACAAGGCCUCCUCCCGGUCCAGUAAUUCCCCCAGACCUGGUGAUAAGAGCGAGUCCUAGCAAUCGCCGGGGCCGUCGGAGCCUGUCUCCCAGCACUGUGAGAAUCCGGACCCCUUCCCCUGACAAUGUACUUGUUAGAAGGCCAUCAUUUUCUAGUUCAGACCACAGUUGGGGGAGGUUCAUGGUUGGAGGAGAAAGGCAACGUGAGUCUCUUGAAUCCAAAAUCUUUCUUUGGGAGGAUGGAUAUCGCGAAGAACACCCAAGACAAGAUAUAUGUGUUCGAAUGACACAAUGCAAUGAUGAUGAUGAUGACGGCAGCAUGGUCGUCCAUGACGACAAUGCCAAUCACACAAGGACUGCUAGAGAUGACCAUAUAAAAGUCGGCGUUGACCGACUACAGCACAAGGUCAGGUUUGUGGAAUCGGGGCGGCCACAGCUCGGAUCUCAAAGGGUUAAAGAUGAGAGGCCGGAUAACGCAGUGAGGAGCUCCGGUGAUCGAUGCGGUGACAUCGGUUACAGUACACAAGUUCCGAAGUCCGUGAACGUCGAUAAUCACAAAUCCGAGCUCCUUUUCUCAUCCAAGAUCCUCAAGGAUAAUACGGUCACAGUAUCCGUGCGGAACAGAAAAGACCCGGAUAAAGUGGCAAGGUACGAGAUUGAAUCCACAGGUAUUCAGGAUAUAACCUUGGAAGACAAAAUGCCCAUUCCUACGACAGUAUCAGGCCGUCUUAAUCAACGAGACGCCAAGGCUGAGGUGAGAGAACAACAAGCUGUACCUUCUCAACAAGAGAGUACUCCUCCGAGGUCUACUUCCUCAGAGUCUAGUUCCAUAGACCUGGACUCUACUUUGUCGAUGUCUGCUUGGAUGGAAUCACGAACGCUCAACCAAAAUCACGGUUCCAGACCCUCCCAACCUAUUUCAACGUCACACGAUAGCAACACUUUGAAUGACAUUGAGGUAGAGCGGCCGGAGUAUGUAACUACGAAGAAACAGGAUUUGGCCAGGAGUACAGCGAAGUCGCAGAUUCUGCCAGGAGGUCGAUCCAGCACGGUAAGCAGGGCGAGCAAGCGGGCAGAAUCUCCAAAAGGUGAAGAGACGCAGAAUGAGUGGCCGACGGUCGAUGCGGAGGAGCGGCCUGGUUAUACUAAUGAAACCAGCAGCUCUCUUUCUGAAAAGGCCCUGAACGAGUUGAACGCAGAUUCGACCGAACGGCAGCAGAGACCGAGAGACUCGAAUACGAUAGCCGCGAUAGCUUCAAACGAAGAAGCCAGGGGCGUGAACGACGAUACCAAUAACGGCCUGUCGGUGGAAAGCCUUCAAGAAUCGGAGUCUGGUGGUGGCGUUGACGAGGACUUGGCAAAUGUGAGCGGGAUGCACCAGGUUCCGAAACCCCUUUCGCGACGCCCGACGGUCCAAGACGACUCCGACGACGACUUCAUGAUUAGAUGCGCAAAACACGGUGUCCAGCGAUGA
Messenger RNA from Neurospora crassa OR74A, 4079 nucleotides. RefSeq lists its product as hypothetical. The coding region runs from base 330 to 4079 and encodes 1249 amino acids. The transcript is spliced from 3 exons. The record is from RefSeq and is a predicted model, not a curated record. Lineage: Eukaryota; Fungi; Ascomycota; Sordariomycetes; Sordariales; Sordariaceae.